Molecule: messenger RNA, 3764 nt
Organism: Tachysurus fulvidraco (yellow catfish)
Lineage: Eukaryota; Metazoa; Chordata; Actinopteri; Siluriformes; Bagridae
Gene: zbed4l2
Product: zinc finger BED domain-containing protein 4
Exons: 2
Coding region: 227-3070 (947 amino acids)
Molecular function (GO): protein dimerization activity; DNA binding
Source: RefSeq, a predicted model, not a curated record
AAAUGUGAACGGAGGCCGUUUUUGGAAUUCUAUGAUGUUAUAAACGUCAUUAUUGUAGGUAUUGUUUUUAAUGCAAAAUUUUGAUACGUGAUUGCGAACGCGUGUAACGCGCACGUGCUGGACUGUGACGCAGGGACGCACGCUUUACGUGGAAUUGGCACGCGAUUUGUAACGUGAUUUAAAUGCUGUAACGUUAGAACAUUAAAGUUUUUUUUUACAGUAAAACAUGACUGUGCCACAUGAUUUAACCAUGUGCUUAAAAUUAACUUUAGAACACAGUUGUAUUAUUACAUCCACUGUUAGGUCUGUAAUGAAUAUACAACAUUCUGUAUACAUAAAAUACCAUCCAUCCAUCCAUCCAUCCAUCCAUCCAUUCAUCAGCAAAACAAAAACCACACGCAUGGAGUUCCCGGGUCGAAGACGGCCUGUUAGUCUCGGUACAUCGACUCUGAGGAGAAGAAUGGAUCGCAUGUUACCUUUCUCAGAACGUCGCACAUCCAAAGUGUGGAACCACUACACCCAGCUUAGUAUGCAUCGUGUUGAGUGUAACCAUUGCAAGAGACAGCUGUCCUUUCACAACAGCACUACGUCGAUGAGAGAGCACCUGGGACGGAAGCACAGCAUUCGUGACGGAGCUGUUCCACCUCCCAACACUGCCGAAGUCCCAAACCCCUCAGCAUUACGUCAACACAUUGCUACAUCCACUUUACUUGAUGGCAGAUUCCCAACAUCUAAUGUGACCAUGGAAGCGCCGACUGGAUCGUUCCAGCCGGUAGUACCUGUUAUUGUCAAAGAGGAGCAGCAUGAAGAACUAUCAGCUGAGGCAGGUGAGGCCAAACAUACCUGCACUACAUAUGUCCCUGGUUCUGCAGGUGUUGGCACUUCAAAUUCAAAUUCCCUUCCCAGUCAGGAUAUAGAACAAUCUUACAGAUUUUCCCCAGAUGAGCUUAACACCACACUUAACAACAGUGGUGGCAGCAACAACAGUGGUGCAAGGGGCUACAGUGAUAAGCGAGCAGGACUUGUCACAGAUCUAAUUUUGGAAAUGGUGUACAGAGACCUGCAACCUUUUUCAGUUGUAGAAGAGAGGGGAUUCAGACUCUUGCUUAGUUGCCUUGAACCCAAUUAUCCCGUUCCAUCACCAUCUUUGCUCGGGAACCUUUUGUGGCAUCGCUACCACAUUCUCAAGCAAUGUCUUCAGCAGCAUCUUCAAACAGGCCUUUCUGCCCGAUGUUUGGCCAUUUGCACUGAACACUGGCGCUCCGUGGAAGGAUGUGGGGUCGAAGGAAGUGGCCAGUUCUACCUCACUGUCAGUGCACAUUUUGUUGACUCUAACUGGCAACUGGCCCGCUGUAUUUUAGAGACUCGUCCAAUACCAGAAUACAAAGGCAACGCCAUGAACAGUGGGCUGGCUAAGUUUGCAUACACAUUAAAAGCAGUUCUUUCAGAAUUCCACCUCCCUGAGAGUUACGUGUUCUGUGUUGUUUAUGACACUCCCUGGGGUAUGGAGUGCAGGAGGCAAGGAAGCAUGACUCUUGAUCAAGACUAUCAACAGGAAUUUCCGGGACCCAGUCAUGCUCCCAUUCAGUCCCUUCCAGAGGGAUGGGAACCAAUUCCUUGCGCAGGGGAAGCCCUCAAGAUGUGUGUCCAAGAAGGACUUUAUGUAGAGACUGUCAGACAGGCACUUGAGGAUGCUCGUGGAAUUGUUCUACACUUCCAACACGAUGUUAAUUCUGCAGCAGCUCUAAAUCAAAAAGCAGAAGCUGCCGACAAAGGUGCAGCACGGCUGGUCCUAGAUGACCCAGGGCGUUGGGCCACAGCCAUUGACAUGUGUGAAAGACUUCUUGAGCUUAAGUGGGUGGUUAGCUCAGUGUUGGAAGACCAAAAGGCUGCUCCUAAUUUGGCUGACCAUCAGUGGCGUUUAUUACAUGAAUUGGUCCCGGUGCUAAGAACGGUACGAAUCGCAGCAUCCUUUCUGAGUGAAGACAUUAAUGCAUCUAUUUCUUCCUUGAUGCCAUGCCUCCAAGGUGUGUCAAGAAUCCUGGGGCAGAACAUGACUGAGUGCAGCUGUCCCGUGGUCAGGGGAGUCAUGGAAAGGAUCCGCAAUGGGAUGGAAAAGCGCUGGAGACUGACUGAUGAGGAGUCUUUGCUCGACAGUCCUGCUGUCCUGUCAUCAUUCCUGGACCCAAGGUUCAAGGAGAUGCGAUUUUUAAGCCCACAUGCUCGCAGUAAGCUGCAUGACAAGGUUAAAGAGUUGUUAUCUGUUCAGGCUUACACAGAUGAUAGAGAGGUUGACCAAGAUAUAGACAGGGGCUUGGAAGUGAGAGAGAAUGAAACAGGAGGGGAGACUGCUGUUUUGGGAUUGGAUGACCAACUACCUAUUCCCACAGUGGCAUCACUGGAUUCCCCUGAGUCAUGUGCCUCAUGUCCAGAGGAAGGUGACAGCAUUGAACUUCAGCAGAAUGAUAAUUUUGUAGCUGUCUCAUCUCCAGAACACAUAAAUGAAAAUAUAAUUGUGGAUUCACCUUCCAAAGCUACGGGCGGACGUAAACGAACAGCCAGCUUGGCUGGACUGUCAUCUACACUGGCAUGUGAUCGGCAACUCACUGCCCGUAUGCGAAUAAGUUCUGUUCCUCAAAGUAUGUAUGACAUUCUUCUAGGAGAGGAUCCUACUGAACGAAUGCCUGAAAUCCAGCAGCAGCUGGAGAAUUACAUAGCAGAGCCGCUUUGCAAACGUAGCCUCUCACCUCUUCACUGGUGGCGUAACAAAGAGCACCGCUUUCCUGCGGUGGCCCGACUUGCACGAAAAUAUCUUUCAAUCCCAGCUACAGCUAUUCCUGCUGAGCGUGCUUUUGCACCAAGGGAAUCCCCUGUGACCCACAGAAGAGCUAUGCUAGGAACAGAAUAUCUUGACCAAGUAUUGUUUCUUCAUCAGAACUGCGAUUAUGUAGAGCAGCUUAAGGGUGGUCUUUCAGGACAUAGAGAGACUGAACAUAACAGUGGUCUGAGUGGGAACCAAAGUAGAGACAGUCUGUAUCAGACUUUAGUUUCCUAUGAUAAUAAGGUUUAAGUAAAGAAGGGCUAUGAUUACUGUUUGUUGACCGAUGGCUCCCUUGCACUCUCAAAGUGCUUGAAUGUACAGUAUAUAAUGUAUUGAACUCAAUACUUUCAUAAUCUUUAUUUUUAACAAGUAUAAAAAUAAGCUCCUUGGGGUUUUGUCAUUGUUAAAAAAAAAAGUUUAGUCAAUAAGAAGCGACUAUUUUUACAGUUUAACAGUUGUGCAGCUACUAACAGUUUUAUUUAGAAUAACCACAAAAAUUGUCAACUCAAAUUUUAAAUAAUGCUGAUUCUUAUUCCGUAUAAGGAAAGUAUUACACUACCUUUCUUUAGUGUUUGGAAGCUGGGAGUUCUGGGGAAUGGUAUGAUCGUCUUCUUGUAACUAUGCCGUAUUCAUCGGUAUGCUACAUUUUAUGCGCCUGCUAAAUAUUUUGUGAUAACGUGUUGAUUUGCAGGGUACAGUCCUAAAUGUAUUUUUAAAAUUAAAAUGUCCAUUUCUUAAGCUUUGAAUGUGUUUACAAACAAACAAACAAAAAAAGCAUCGAUCAUUUCAUGCAUGCAUUUCAUAAACAGUUAUUGUUUAUUCCAUGUACAAAAUGACACUUGUAACUUGUGACAUCAGGUAUUGGUUAUUAUCCCUAUAUGUAACAGCUGAUUAAGAUGUACUCCAUGAACUGCAUGCCAAAUUAAAGCUUGUUUGAAACAGA